Molecule: messenger RNA, 1678 nt
Organism: Ilyonectria robusta
Lineage: Eukaryota; Fungi; Ascomycota; Sordariomycetes; Hypocreales; Nectriaceae
Product: Tannase/feruloyl esterase
Exons: 3
Coding region: 1-1515 (504 amino acids)
Source: RefSeq, a predicted model, not a curated record
AUGACAGCAUAUUACCCUACGGGCUUCACCCUCGUUCAAGUUUCCACAGUAAAUUGCUACAAAGGAUACUCUGGAUGGAAGCCGGAAGCGAGUUUGAUUGGUGCCGAGGGUGUUAGUGCCUGCAAUGUCACCGUGUCGUAUACACACGCCGGGGAGGGCGACCUGGUCACCGUACACAUCUGGCUGCCGCUUGAAAAUUACAACUCACGCUUCGUCGGCGCUGGUGGCGGUGGAUGGCUGAGUGGCGAGAUUGGUGAGGACAUCAUGUCUCUGUUCGCAUACCAGGGCUACGCUGUUGCCGCUACUGAUGGUGGCUACAACCACAAUCCCUUCUCAACUGCGGACUCAUGGCUCAUGGAGAGCCCAGGGAAAUUGGCUCUUCCACUUCUCACAAACUUCGCACAUCGAGCAGUCCACGACAUGACUCUAAUCAGCAAGCAUGUUGUGGCAAGCUACUACGGAGAGGAGCCAAAGUUCUCGUACUGGCAAGGCUGCUCAACUGGCGGGAGGCAGGGUCUUGACCUGGCACAGCGACAUCCUGAGGACUAUGAUGGCAUCUGGGCUAGCUGUCCUACAGUGAGCUUCCUCGCUCUCUUGAUGUCGAUGUUAUGGCCGCAAGUGGUCAUGAACACAGCACUGGUGUACCCAUCUGCAUGUCAGUUCGAAGCCAUCAGAAUGGCUGCUAUUGAAGCCUGUGAUGAGCUUGAUGGGGUCAAGGAUGGAGUCAUCUCUCGAGAUAAUCUUUGCAAAUUCGACCCAGAAACAGUCAUCGGCAAAGAGUUCGAUUGCGAUGGAACUAAGAUCAACAUCUCUAAGGAGGUAGUGCAAGUCACGAAGGCAAUGCUCCAGGGGCCAGUGGACGUCGAAGGAAAACAACUUUUCCCAGGAACAACCCAUGGUACCGCAGCUGCUGGUUUCAUGGCAACAGAUAAUACCGUCUGUACAGGCGAGAAUUGCACGGCGGGUAGACCAUUCACGAUUUCAAGCGAUUGGGUCCGACUGCUGUUGAAGAAGGACCCAUCCUUCGACGUUACCACCAUAAACCGGGAGGAGUUUACACAACUGUUUCACCAAAGUGUGCAGGAAUACAACGAUUUGAUUGGUAGCAACAACCCUGAUUUACGAAAGUUUCAAGAAGGGGGCAAGAAGAUGAUCACCUGGCAUGCGACCAACGACGAAGCCAUCAGCAUCAACUCCAUGCGGCAAUACUACGACAGUGUCGUCGCGUUUGAUAUGCAGAACAACGUGGACACUGCGAGUUACUAUCGGUUUUUCGAGGUUCCUGGAGCAACCCAUUGCUCAGCGACUCCAGGGGUGUAUUACCCCCUGAAUGGGUUUAAUGUUCUACAAGAGUGGGUGGAGAAUGGUGUGGUGCCGACCAUUUUGGAUACUGUCCCAUUGGGCGAGCAUCAGAAGGAAAGAGAUGAUGUCUCGUUCUGGAUUUCUAAGACCCAGCUAAAAGCUGAUGGUACACCAAGUGAUCCAUGCCCACUCAUAUUGCCAUUAUCGUUGUGAGCUCGUCAAACAACCUGCCAACUGAGAUAGGUGACAGAGUGUAGAUAAGAAGUGACAGGAGGUUGUGAAGCCAUUAAACAGUAGAAGUAUUGUGUUAAUAUCCACUUGUAACCAGCCGCGAGAACUUACCGCCGACACCGACAGCUAUCUUAGAUAUCGUGUC